AGAUAGCGCGGCCGACAUGUCAUUUCCGGGCUGAGGCCCUGCGCUGUGCGCUCGCUUCCGUCACGUCUCGUCUGCCCCCGGGAGGGUCCGCGCGCCCCGUGCUCUGUCACCAGUGAGCCGAGCCGAGCGCCCGUGGUCCUCCGGGCCGGUCCUCCAGGCGGGGGUUUAGGAGCCAUUGCUGUCGACGGAGAGACGGGGACAUGAGCAGCCAUUGAGGGCGGCCAGGGUGCCGGUGAGUCCCCCUCCCCCGCAUUUGUUCGGUGUCCGGGCUUUGCUUCAGUGGAGGACCACAUGACGGGGCACAAGAAGGAGAAGCAUUAUGAGUGCGGCGUGUGUGGCCAGGCCUGGCAGAGCCCCAGUGAUCUGGAGACCCACCAGCGGGUGCACACGGGAGAACGCCCCUUCGACUGCUCAGAGUGCGGCAAGAGCUUCACCCGCUCCAACAACCUGCUGCGGCACAACCGCGUGCACUCCAGCGAGAGGCCCUUCACCUGCUCCGACUGCGGCAAGAGCUUCAAGACGGCGAAUUACCUGAAGAGACACCGGCGGGUGCACACGGGCGAGAAGCCCUAUGACUGCUCCACCUGCGGCAAGAGCUUUGCCUGGUUGUCAGGGCUGCGGGACCACCGGCAGGUGCACAGCAGUGAGCGGCCCUUCACCUGCGUGGUCUGCAGCAAAGACUUCAAGUUGUCCAGGGACCUGAAGGUGCACAGGCGCCUGCACACUGGGGAGCGGCCCUACACCUGCAGCGACUGCGGCAAGGGCUUCAUCCAGUCCAGCAACCUGCUGGUGCACCAGCGCACCCACACCGGCGAGCGCCCCUACACCUGCAGCCACUGCGGCAAGGGCUUCACCCACUCCGGCAACCUGCUGGUGCACCAGCGCACCCACACCGGCGAGCGCCCCUACACCUGCACCCAGUGCGGCAAGGGCUUCACCCACUCCAGCCACCUGCUGAAGCACCAACGCACCCACACCGGCGAGCGUCCCUUCACCUGCACCCAGUGCGGCAAGGGCUUCACCCAGUCCAGUCACCUGCUGAAGCACCAGCGCACCCAUACCGGCGAGCGCCCCUAUACCUGCGCCCAGUGCGGCAAGGGCUUCAUCCACUCCACCAGCCUGCUGGAGCACCACCGCACCCACACAGGCGAGCGCCCCUUCACCUGCGCCCAGUGCGGCAAGGGCUUCACCCGCUCCAGCAACCUGCUGAGGCACCAGCGCACCCACACCGGCGAGCGUCCCUUCACCUGCGCCCAGUGCGGCAAGGGCUUCACCCGCUCCUCCAAGCUGCUGUCCCACCAGCGGGUGCACGACAGCGACAGUCCCGUCCCUAGCCCGGUGUGUGGAGAGCACUUUGCUACGGCCUCCCACGCCCUGUCUCACCAGCACGUGCAAACCUGUGGCCAGCCCUAGGACUUCCCUUACAGUGGUGAGGAGCUUGACAGCUUGCGGGGGUUGCGGCACCACCGGUGGGCUCACGCCGACGAGCGGCUGCUCCCACGACGGCAAGCGGCUGCUCCCACGACGGCAAGCAUUUCAACAGCGCACGGUGGUACAGGUUUCACCCCUCUUGACCACCUGCUGGAGCACCGGCGAGUUCACACCAGCCAGUGCCCCUUCACUUGCCCGCUCUAUGGCAAGGCCUUUGCUCGCUCCUCCAGCCUGCUGGCACACCGCCACGUGGAUAAGAGCUGUUUAGGUAAACACAAAAUGCUGGAAGGAAUGGGUAAUGUUUCGGGUUGAGAUCUUCAGUCACCAAUACCUUCUCUCCAGAGAGGCUGCUUGUCCUGCUGAGUUACUCAAGCACUUUUUCCUUUUUUGCAAACCAGCAGUUCCUUGUUUGUAAACCAUUCUGGUUAACCACCUCUGCACCUUCUACAAAGCCUCCACAUCAGUCCUGUGAUCAGAACUGUAUGCCAUACUCCAAAUGCUACCUGACCAAUGUCCCUUAAAGCUGCACAUAUAAAUUCC
Leucoraja erinaceus (little skate) is the source of this 1971-nucleotide messenger RNA. RefSeq names its product gastrula zinc finger protein XlCGF8.2DB-like. The coding region runs from base 292 to 1413 and encodes 373 amino acids. The record is from RefSeq and is a predicted model, not a curated record. Lineage: Eukaryota; Metazoa; Chordata; Chondrichthyes; Rajiformes; Rajidae. The transcript has 2 exons.